Messenger RNA from Hibiscus syriacus, 2111 nucleotides. RefSeq names its product ACT domain-containing protein ACR11-like. The transcript has 12 exons. Gene Ontology annotation, biological process: tRNA N1-guanine methylation. Bases 210 to 2054 code for a protein of 614 amino acids. NCBI's taxonomy places the organism in Eukaryota, Viridiplantae, Streptophyta, Magnoliopsida, Malvales, Malvaceae. Gene Ontology annotation, cellular component: chloroplast stroma; nucleus; chloroplast thylakoid membrane. The record is from RefSeq and is a predicted model, not a curated record. Gene Ontology annotation, molecular function: tRNA binding.
UGAUUCAAAAAUUGAAGAAAACGAAAAGAGAGGAGCAAAAUAGAUUGAGUGUUAUCUUCUUUCUCUAAUCUCUAAUGGCGGAUAAAACGAGACCCUCAGCUUACAACUCUCAUUGCUUCAAACUUGCUUCAUCUUCUUCUCUUUGAUCUCUCUGUUUCUUUCUUCUCUUUGCUUCUGCUUCUUUCUUCAGCUCUAUAAUCAUAGUAGCUAUGGCUUCUGCUGCUAAUUGUGCAGUAUGUUUUAGCAGCAACACUAACUGCCUUACUUUAUUUGAAAUCAAAAACCAUUGUCUGCCGGCUACCUUUGUUAGCAAACAACCCAACACUCUUGGGAGAAGGCUUAGAUUGUCAUCAUCUACGACCAGAAUCAAUCCACCAUCAGCCACUGCCAUAGAGAAUGAUGGGAGUCUGCUCGAUACAGUUCCAACCCCCAAAGUUAUAAUUGAUCAGGACUCUGAUCCAGAUGCCACUGUUGUGGAAAUAACCUUUGGGGAUCGCCUUGGAGCUCUUCUUGAUACCAUGAAUGCACUUAAAAGUCUCAGGUUGAAUGUUACUAAGGCAAAUGUCUAUCUGGAUUCAUCUGGGAAGCACAACAAGUUUUCCAUCACUAAGGCUAGUACUGGAAGGAAAGUUGAAGAACCAGAACUGCUUGAGGCAAUACGAUUGACGAUUAUAAACAACUUACUUCAAUAUCAUCCGGAAUCAAGCUCCCAGUUAGCAAUGGGUGCGACCUUUGGUGUUGAGCCACCAAAAGAAACGGUUGAUGUGGACAUUGCAACCCACGUAAGAGUUCGUGAUGAUGGUCCUGACCGAAGCUUGCUAUUUGUGAAGACAGCUGAUCGUCCAGGGUUGUUGGUGGAUCUUGUGAAGGCUAUCACUGAUAUCAACAUUGCAGUUGAGUCUGGGGAGUUUGACACUGAGGGGUUGCUUGCAAAGGCAAUGUUUCACGUCAACUACAAUGGUAAAGCCCUCAUCAAGCCUCUGCAGCAGGAAAUAACAUGCACACAGUUAUCCCCUGCCCAUAAACAAAACCCGAAAGGGGAAGGCAAACAAGAGAAAUCCAAUUCUCCCCGGAUGUACUCAACGAUGGAGGCCACGCUAAAUGAGCAAAACAGUGAAGCAAACCCUCCCGAUUUCCAGCCUCAGACUCUUUCGAAGAACGCCCAAAAGAAGCUUUUGAGGCAACAGAAGAACGAGGCGAAGAAAGCAGAGAAGAAAGCCCAAAUGAAAGAGCAAAAACAGAGGGAUGCAGAGAGGAAGCGAAAAGAGUGGGAGGAGAAACUGGCCGCCUUAUCCGAAGACGAAAGGGUUGAACUCAUAGAUUCAAGAAAAGAAUCGAGGAAAGAGAGAAUGGAGAAAGAGACCGAGGAAAGAGGCCAGAAAAUCCAGAGACUGACACAAGCCAAGGAGACCGGCCAAAACAUCGUCGUUGAUCUUGAAUUUUCUCACCUCAUGACACACUCCGAGAUCCACAGCCUCGUCCAACAGAUUACGUACUGCUAUGGUGUGAAUGGAAGAUGUAAUCUGCCUGCUCACCUCUGGUUGACUGGAGUGCAAGGGGAAAUGGAAACUCAAUUGCAGUUGCUCCCUGGGUUUGAUAAGUGGAUUAUUGAGAAGGAGCGACAAUCUUAUAUCGAAGGGUUUUCCGAACGGAAAGAUGAUUUGGUGUACCUUACGGCAGAUUCUGGAACCGUGCUGCAUGAACUUGAUCCCGCCAAAGUUUAUAUUGUUGGCGGAUUGGUGGACAGAAAUCGGUGGAAAGGUAUAACUCUGAAGAAAGCCAAGGAACAGGGAAUUCGUACAGCAAAACUCCCAAUUAGAGAUUAUAUGAAGAUGUCCAGUUCUCAGGUCCUUACUGUGAACCAAGUUAUAGAGAUACUCCUCAAGUUCCUCGAGACAAAAGACUGGAAAGCUUCCUUCUUUCGAGUAGUUCCUCAGAGGAGAAAAACUGAGGGCGAUUCAGGAAACUGCCAACAAGCAGAUGGAGAAGAGUUCGAGGAAAUUAAGGAAUAUGAGACGAAAAAGAGGUGCCUUGAAGUGCUUUCUCAUGACUAGAAGAGCUCACCGGAUUUUGGUUUAUGUUGACACUUCACUUCUCCCAUUACAUGCAAU